CUUGCGAUUCUUAUAUAAAUCAGACCCAUCUCACCAUUCCACUCCAUCAAUUUCCUUCCUCCAAGUCUCCAGCCAACACGCGAUCAACUAGGCAACUAGCAGAGGCAGAGACUACAGGGGGUUCGACGGCAUACAGUCGAUGGAUCGAGCGGCAAGAAUGGCGGCGUCAGGGAGCUCUCAGAGCCGACGGUUUGCCGCAGCGUGCGGCGUUCUCAGCCGCUGCAUCAAGGCGGCCGAGGCGCGGCCGACGGCCACGGUGGUCCUCCCCCUCAUGCCCGGAGCGGAAGUGCCCGCGCAAGACGCGCACGCAGCGGGUCCUGCGCCGGCGAACGCGCAGAUGACCAUCUUCUACGGCGGAAAGGUGCUGGUGCUCGACGAGGUGCCAGCCGACAGGGCGGCCGAGCUGCUCCGUGUCGCUGCUGCCUCAGGCACAGCGCGAGGGAGCUGCGAGGCGGCGGAUGGCGACCUUCCCAUGGCGAGGAAGGCCUCGCUGCAGCGGUUCAUGGAGAAGCGCAAGGGGAGGCUCGCCGCGCGCGCCGUCCCCUACAGCCGGCCCGACGGCGACGCCUUCUCCUGUAGCCGUCUCACGCUUACGCUCUGAUUCGUGUUCAUGCGUAGAGGCUCACCAGGUGUUCAUGCUUAGCUGUUUUAUUGGGGCUCACCAAUAAAACUUUAUACUGCAAAUACAUAUGACGAUUGACAUCAACUACUAUGUACUUGUUACGAUCCCACAUUCCCACUACACACAGAUCACAGGAACUACUCUGAUAAUGUGUCCAGGAACAGAUUUCUCAAUCUCCA
This is a messenger RNA of Hordeum vulgare subsp. vulgare (domesticated barley), 801 nucleotides long. Its product is annotated as protein TIFY 11e-like. Gene Ontology annotation, biological process: regulation of jasmonic acid mediated signaling pathway; response to wounding; regulation of defense response. The coding region runs from base 140 to 601 and encodes 153 amino acids. Lineage: Eukaryota; Viridiplantae; Streptophyta; Magnoliopsida; Poales; Poaceae. The transcript has a single exon. The record is from RefSeq and is a predicted model, not a curated record. Gene Ontology annotation, cellular component: nucleus.